CCCACCCGCUCGCCUGCUCACCCCGCGGUCCUGUCCCUGCUCUGUCCGCUCGCGUCGCCCGUGUGGAACCAGCUACCUGAGCUGCCCGGGCGGCUGACGAGGGGCGAGCGGGCUUCGGCGAGCCCGAGGAGGCGCAGGCCUGCCCGGGCCCGGCAGGUCAGUGUGAAGGUCUGUGUGUCUAUCCCCAGCACUCUACAAGGCUAGAAAAGGAGGAGGAACCUAUCCAGAAUCCCUGCAGGACAAGGAAAAGAAGGGGAAAUCUCAACAUGGAAAAACUCUACAAUGAAAAUGAAGGAAAGCUGGAAAUCAAGGGACAGCCAGAAGAUGAAGUAGAGCCUGAAGAUGAAGGAAAAUCAGAUGAGGAAGAAAAGCUGGAAGAGGAAGGGAAGCCAGGGCAUGAGGGAAAGCUCCAGAAUAAGGGACAGCCAGAUGAUGAGGGAAAGCAAGAAAAGCAGGGCAAGUCUGAAAAUGAGGGAAAACCACAUGGUGAGGGCAAGCCAGAAUCCCAGGCAAAGCCUGAGGAUGAGCCACGGGCUGCCGAAAAGCGCCCAGCUGAAGAUUAUGUGCCGAGGAAAGCAAAAAGAAAAACGGACAGGGGGACGGACGAUUCCCCCAAGGACUAUCAGGAGGACUUACAGCUAAAGCACUUGGGAAGUGAGGAGAUGAUGAGAGAAUGUGGAGAUAUGUCAAGUGCUCAGGAAGAAUUAAGGAAAAAACAGAAAAUGGGUGGUUUUCAUUGGAUGCAAAGAGAUGUACAGGAUCCGUUUGCCCCAAGGGGGCAACGAGGUGUCAGGGGGGUGAGGGGCGGAGGUAGAGGCCAAAGGGGUUUACAUGAUAUCCCAUAUCUUUAAUGCCUUUGGCCUUCAAUUCUAACUUCUCUAAUGAGAAUAUUGCUGACCCUGCUUUCCCUGGCAGGCAUUUGCCAGGCUAUGUGCUUUAACCUUAAGCUGAUACUUUGCUUUAGGUGUCACUUUUGUUACCAGCAGCCUUUUGAUCCAAUUACAGUGUUCUCUGUCUUUCAGUAAGGGAUUUUAACCCAUGUGCAUGGAAGAAAUAUUCAUGGUACACUGUAAAAUAACAAUAAAAAAGUUUUCA
Messenger RNA from Nyctereutes procyonoides (raccoon dog), 1095 nucleotides. RefSeq names its product transcription elongation factor A like 3 (gene TCEAL3). Lineage: Eukaryota; Metazoa; Chordata; Mammalia; Carnivora; Canidae. The coding region runs from base 267 to 851 and encodes 194 amino acids. The transcript has 3 exons. The record is from RefSeq and is a predicted model, not a curated record.